AUGAAAGCCGCUGUUAGAUCCGUGAAAAACUUUUCGAAAGGCUAUACAGACACCCAGGUCAAAGUUCGAAAUGCCACCACAAAUGAUGCGUGGGGACCGAGUGGCAGCGCUAUGGCAGAAAUUGCUGCUUUGACUUUUGACCAAAAUGAAAUGCUAGAAGUAGUAGACAUCAUCGACCGUCGAUUGAAUGAUAAAGGAAAAAACUGGAGACAUGUCUUUAAAUCCUUGUCGCUGUUGGAAUACUGUCUUCACAGUGGAUCCGAAAAUGUCGUCCGAUGGGCUAAGGACAAUAUUUAUAUUAUUACAACCUUGCGUGAAUUUGUCUUUGUCGAUGAGCAUGGACACGAUCAAGGUCAAAAUGUCCGUAGUAAGGCAAAGGAGAUUAGCGCACUUUUAUCCGACGACGAGAAUCUACGUGAAGCGCGUAGAAACCAUGAUGGUAUGCAAUCUCGUCUCCGCGAUGGCAGCUUAAGUCCACCUUACGAAGAAUCUCAUUAUUCACGCACUCCCAAUCGUCGUGAUGAUGACGAUGAUGACGAUGAAGGACGUUCACGUUCCAGGUAUCGCAGUAGAUCGCGUCGUCCUUCUGGUCGCUCUCGCUCCCGCCGUAGUCGUCGACUGUCUCCCACUAGCGACCAAGAUGACGAUUCUGAGCUCCGCCGCGUAAUCGAAGAAUCUAAGCGACAGGCAGAUGAAGAUGCUCGCAGACGCUCAAUGAAUAGUAACUCUGAAGCUGACCUUCAAAAGGCAAUUCAGCUUUCAAAAGAAGAAGAAGAAACUAGGCUACGACACCAGCGCGAACGCGAGCAGCAGUUGCCUUCCUCAGCUCCUGCUUUUCAACCUGUUGAUUUUUUUGGUAACCCUGUUCAACCUCAGCCAACUGGCCUUUUGCAACAGCAACCAACUGGCUUUAUACGUCCACAAACCACUGGUUUUGUUCAGCCGCAACCUACUGGGUUUGUGUAUCCGCAAAAUACUGGGUAUGUUCAGCCUCAGCACACUGGGGGUUACCCUCAACAUACUGGUAUGAUGCGUCCUCAGCAUACAGGUUUCAUGCAGCCGCAACAUACUGGAUAUAUUCAACCACAACACACCGGGUUUUCUCAGCCAGUUGACUCCAAUAACCCCUUUCCGUUGAUGCACCCCAGUCGCACAGGUUUCGCUCAAUCUCAUCCCGUUCAACUUAUGCCUCCUAAUCACACCGGCUAUGUUCAACCUCAGAACACAGGAUUUCGUCCACAGAACACGGGAUUGAAUAUGAAUAAUCCCUACUCUCGUCCUUUGCAAUCUCAAAGUACGGGCUUCAUGAAACCGCAACUUACACAGCCUCAACCGCAACCACAACCUCAGUUGGAAACCACGAAAACUGGUUCCAACAAUCCAUUUGCCCAAUUUGCUAAAUUGCCUUCCCAACCAGCUGCUGCUCCUGCGAAUGUUAAGCCAAUAAGACAGGUGCGAACUGGAGAUGACAAACAUGCCAAUAUUGCUCAAGCCAUCGCAUCUGGUAACCCUACCGGUGUUGAUAGCUUUGGUAAUAUUGGUCUUGCUCGAUUACCUUCGCAGCAUACUGGUUCAAGAUUCACCAACAGUGCUGGCCAAACAAUUCAGUCGCAAGCUACCGGAAAUACACUCAAUCCUUUCCAUACUCAACCUACUGGGGUUCAGCAGCCGAUGUACUCAUAUCCACAAAAUAUGAAUGGAAGCUCGCAACAGAGUAUGCAGCAACAAUCUAUGCAGCCCCAAGUCGGCUCGCUCAUUGAUUUAUAA
This is a messenger RNA of Schizosaccharomyces osmophilus, 1767 nucleotides long. RefSeq names its product epsin (gene ent1). Gene Ontology annotation, molecular function: phospholipid binding; clathrin binding. NCBI's taxonomy places the organism in Eukaryota, Fungi, Ascomycota, Schizosaccharomycetes, Schizosaccharomycetales, Schizosaccharomycetaceae. Bases 1 to 1767 code for a protein of 588 amino acids. Gene Ontology annotation, cellular component: endosome; plasma membrane; clathrin vesicle coat. The transcript has 2 exons. Gene Ontology annotation, biological process: actin filament organization; endocytosis. The record is from RefSeq and is a predicted model, not a curated record.